This is a messenger RNA of Cephus cinctus (wheat stem sawfly), 372 nucleotides long. RefSeq lists its product as uncharacterized. Gene Ontology annotation, biological process: sensory perception of taste. The record is from RefSeq and is a predicted model, not a curated record. Gene Ontology annotation, cellular component: membrane. NCBI's taxonomy places the organism in Eukaryota, Metazoa, Arthropoda, Insecta, Hymenoptera, Cephidae. Bases 31 to 348 code for a protein of 105 amino acids. The transcript is spliced from 3 exons.
CUCCUAUUGGCUAUAGCAAAAAAUUUAGGCAUGAGUGCACUCUGUUACAACUAUAUGGUUGUCGUCAUACUGUCCAAAUUAAUCAGUUUAUUCAUGUUAUGCUACUACAACGGAAAGGUAUUCCAAGAGGGCCAGAAUACGAAACAUAUAUUACAAAAAAUUAGAGCACUGUCAUUGGAACAUCAAUUUGUAAUGUCGACAAACGCAUUCAUCCGUCAGAUCAAGGAAAAUAAACAGUACAAGAUUUGUGGUUUGAGCUCAUUGGAUAUGUCGUUUCCGAUUAAGAUUCUAGAGUACGUCGUAAAUUACAUAUUAGUGUUUGUACAAUUUCUUGGGUUCCAAGAGUAGAAUCUAAGAAAAAUAGUAAUAAUG